Messenger RNA from Cyclocybe aegerita, 1542 nucleotides. Lineage: Eukaryota; Fungi; Basidiomycota; Agaricomycetes; Agaricales; Hemipholiotaceae. The record is from the annotation of a GenBank genome assembly.
AUGAGCAACAUACCAAUCCUAGAUGGCCUUUUCGUUGGUUUUGCCUUGUUCUUGGUGUAUCGCCUCUACCAGAAGAGAUCGAACAGUCAGGGUCACCUUCCGCUACCACCUGGACCAAAAGGUGUCCCACUUGCCGGAAAUCUAUGGGACAUGCCGGUAGGAUAUGAAUGGGAAACGUACCACAAGUGGUGCAAAGAGUUCGACACUGAUGUCCUGUAUCUUAACCUCGCCGGGUCAUCUAUCAUCGUCAUCGACACGUAUGAGGCCGCCAUUGAGCUUCUUGACAGACGUUCGUCUGCGUACUCAGGAAGACCGAGAAUGACCAUGGUGAACGAGCUCAUGGGAUGGGAGUUUGAUUUCGCUUUCAUGGACUAUGGAGACCGAUGGAGGCAGCACCGCAAGCUCAUGCAUCAAGCGUUCCAUCCUACCGCUUCAGAGAACUAUCACCCCCAGCAAUUAAGAGCCGCCAGGAGGCUCAUCCAGAGGCUCCCAACAGCAGAUGACUUCAUUGCGGAGCUCCGACAAAUGGCGGGCGAAACAAUUAUAUCGAUCGCUUACGGGCUCGACACUCAACCCAAGAACGAUCCGUACGUAGAAACCGCUGAAAAGGGUGUCCACCCUCUCCUGGAGGCCGGCGUACCAGGAGCGUUCUUGGUUGAUUCUCUUCCUGUCCUGAAGUAUGUGCCAGAAUGGUUCCCUGGCGCCUCAUUCAAACGCAAGGCCAAAGAGUGGAGGCUACUGGCUCUGGACAUGUUUAAUCGCCCGUUCGAGGCCAUGCUCCGCGAAGUUGAAAGGGGGACUGCCAAAGGAUCAUUCGCUAGCGAUGGCCUCCAGAAAAUGAAGUCUGGUCUAGGCGGUGUCUAUACAGAAGAAAACAUCAAGUCUGUCGCGAGCACGAUGUACCAAGCUGGGUCAGAUACGACUGUGGCCACCUUGGGAUUCUGCGUCAUCUCUCUCCUCGCCAAUCCAUCUCUUAUCAAGCGAGCACAGGACGAAAUUGAUUCAGUCACAGACGGAGCACGACUACCUGACUUCGGCGACGAAGAAUCUUUCCCCUUCAUCUCUGCCCUAGUCAAAGAGACGCUGAGGUAUUGGUCUCUCGCACCGAUUGCCGUUCCGCAUUUGUUGAACAUCGAAGACGAGUAUAAAGGGUACCGACUCCCUGCCGGCUCCGUUAUCGUGCCGAACGCAUGGGCUAUGCUCCACAACGAAGUCGUCUACUCCGAUCCUUUCACAUUCAAUCCGGACAGAUUUUUAGACAGCGAUAAAACCAUGGAGAACCACUUCAACGCUGCCUGGGGAUUUGGGAGACGGAUCUGCCCGGGACGCUUCAUGGGAUUUGCGUCAGUCUGGAUCACCCUGGCGUCGAUUCUUGCCGUCUAUGACAUCGAGAAGGACAUUGGCCCCGAUGGGAAACCCAUCGAACCUUCGCACGAGUACCGUUCCUCGAUUCUCGCCUUCCCCCAGCGAUAUCCAUGCAAAUUCAUCCCUCGCUCCAAUACAGCAAAGCAGCUCUUGCUCCUGUCACAUGAUGCAGAAUGA